Chinchilla lanigera (long-tailed chinchilla) is the source of this 1912-nucleotide messenger RNA. RefSeq names its product adenosine deaminase-like (gene Mapda). Gene Ontology annotation, biological process: adenosine catabolic process; inosine biosynthetic process. Gene Ontology annotation, molecular function: adenosine deaminase activity. The transcript is spliced from 12 exons. Lineage: Eukaryota; Metazoa; Chordata; Mammalia; Rodentia; Chinchillidae. The record is from RefSeq and is a predicted model, not a curated record. Bases 324 to 1436 code for a protein of 370 amino acids.
GCGUCACUUCCGGGCAGAGCGCACCUCGCUAAUCAGGAUAAACACCGUGUUGCCUGUUCUUAAAAUCAACUGCGAGCAAAGUCCUUUCUCUGAUUCUCAGGAUUACAUUUUCCCGCAGACUGAAUGACAGCGUGUCAGGGGAGCACAGGUUGUCACUUUUCUACAAGCCUUUCAGUGUGAGGGGAUAAUUGUCUAGGCCCUCGUGGCUGAGAAAUCUCUAAGAGACAGGAUUAAAUAUUAGUAUUCUUUUGAAUCAGACUUAAGUGGGAUUCCAGUUCACAGCCAACACCACCCUAAAUGCAUCCAAUCUUGUGUGAGAAUGAAUGCAGAGCUGUAUAUACAACCAGUUUUAUGAAAAUGUGUGGAAGGAAUCUGAAGAAAAUCCAGGAACACAGAAUUUACUGAAAUACAUUGUGGUAUUCAAACCACAGGAACUUCAUGCCCACUUGAAUGGAUCCAUCAGUUCGAAUACCAUGAAGAAAUUAAUAGCCAAGAAGCCAGAUCUUAACAUCAACAAUCAAAUGACUAUGAUUGACAAAGGAAAAAAAAGAACUUUAGAAGAAUGUUUCCAGAUGUUUCAAAUUAUUCAUCAGCUGACUACUUGCCCUGAAGAUAUUCUAAUGGUCACAAAAGAUGUCAUUAAAGAAUUUGCUGCUGAUGGUGUCAAGUACCUGGAACUGAGGAGCACACCCAGAAAAGAGAACACUACUGGAAUGACUGAAAAGACUUAUGUGGAAUCCAUACUUGAGGGUAUAAAACAGUCCAAACAAGAAAAUCUGGACAUUGAUGUUAGGUAUUUGAUAGCAAUUGACAGAAGAGGUGGCUCUUCGGUAGCCAAGGAGACUGUUAAACUUGCUAAAGAGUUCUUCCUUUCUGCCGAGGAUACAGUUCUUGGCCUUGACCUCAGUGGAGACCCUACUAUAGGACAAGCAAAAGACUUUGUGGAACCACUUUUAGAAGCUAAAAAAGCAGGCCUAAAGUUGGCGUUGCAUCUUUCAGAGAUUCCAAAUCAAAAAGAAGAAACCCAGAUGCUCCUGGAUCUCCUUCCUGACAGGAUUGGGCAUGGAACAUUUCUCAACUCCUCUGAGAGAGGAUCCCUGGAUCUGGUGAACUUUGUGGGGCAGCAUCGGAUACCUCUGGAACUCUGCUUGACUUCAAACAUCAAAAGUCAGACAGUUCCAUCUUACGACCAGCAUCACUUUGGAUUCUGGUACAGCAUUGCUCAUCCAUCUGUGAUCUGUACUGAUGAUAAGGGUGUUUUUGCAACAUCCCUUUCUCAAGAGUACCAGCUGGCAGCUGAAACAUUUAAAUUGACCCAGUCUCAGGUGUGGGAUCUGUCUUAUGAGUCUAUCAGCUACAUCUUUGCUUCUGACAGCACCAGAUCUGAACUGAGGAAGAAGUGGAAUCAUCUAAAGCCCAGAGUGUUACACUUUUAAACUAUAGUAAGGUGAACUACUGUUGAGUAUAUGUUGCAAGAUUUUCCUGCCAUAUCCUUCUCAGUAAACUGUCCAGCACUUCCUUUGAAACACAGCAGCCAAAUACUACACUGUACACAUGGCAGGUGCUUGGUAAAUGUGUCUUAAACUGACUAGCAGGCCCUGAGGUCUUACAUUGCUUUACUUCUCUGCUGCUCACUGGAAGAAACUGGUUUCCCCAUUCCACUAGGUGUUUUUUAACUUAGUGAUCUUUCCUCAUUAGUGAUCAUAAAAUGUCAGGGAAAUCAGCAGUUGCUUAUCAGGAAAAGUUUUCAAAUUACUAGUUUAAGGUAAAGAAAAAAGGGGAAAACAGAUUGUUGCAAAGACCUUUAAACCUACUAGGUUUUGACAACAGCUCUAUACUUUUUGUGGUUGUGUCUGUUCUCUGGAGCAAAGCAAUGAAAGCAUAUCUUGAUACCUAAUAAAUUCUAACUCUU